Molecule: messenger RNA, 737 nt
Organism: Amborella trichopoda
Lineage: Eukaryota; Viridiplantae; Streptophyta; Magnoliopsida; Amborellales; Amborellaceae
Product: ankyrin repeat family protein
Biological process (GO): protein K6-linked ubiquitination
Cellular component (GO): BRCA1-BARD1 complex; BRCA1-A complex
Molecular function (GO): protein binding; ubiquitin-protein transferase activity
Source: RefSeq, a predicted model, not a curated record
AGCGUGACCAUGCCUAAAUGCUCAAUCGAAGUCUGCCUACUAAUCGAAUUUUCGUAGUUUGGCUUUUCGAUUGAACCAGUUGCAGCGUGGAGAUUCUCGGUCAGAGAGAGAGAGGAUCGCUAAUGGAUUCAGCAACAAAGGAGGAGAUGGUCAAUGACCUAAUCCAGGCUGCCAGAUACAACGAUAUUGAUGAUAUAAUAAACUUGGCAUCGGAGGGUGUCUCUCUGGAUUUGAAGGAUUCACAAGGCCGCACAGCACUUCACAUGGCUGCUGCUAACGGUCAUCUAGAGGUUGUGGAUUAUCUCAUCAGAAAUGGAGCGGAUCCCAACGCUUCAAACAUGGAGAAUAAUACCCCCCUUCAUUAUGCUUGUCUCAAUGGGCACACCCAAGUGGUUACGAAAUUGACAUUGGCUGGAGCUAAUGUCGCUGCCUUGAAUAGUCACGAGAAAUCUCCAGUUGAUGAGGCGUUGAGCAGGGGGAAGAUGGAGGUGGUUGCUGCAAUCGAUGCCGUAUCUAUGCAAAUGGAACUUGACAGCGCUAAAAUAUCAUAACUUGUUCUUAACGAGCUGCUAAGUCCUCAAAAUUUUAUCUUCUUGUAAUAAUCUAUCUAAUAUAAUUAAAUUUUCUGGAAAAUCGUCAACUCAAUGUUGUUAGUGUGCACUUUCUUUGAAUUUUCCACAGAUCUUAAGUGGUUAUCUUUUCCAGUGGAACCUUAAGGUUCUCCAAUGUUCUUUUAA